AUGACAUUGAAAACUGAGGUGAAAAGACUAAUGCAAAGCGGUAUUUUGUCUUUUGAAGACUCUGGUCCUAAUGUGCAAGCCAAUCCAUUGCCUAAACAUGGUGGUGCAACUGUGAAUAUGGUUGAGGAAUAUCCUGGAAAGUACCAUGUCUUUGAUGUCAAUAUGAUUAAAAGAUCCUUGGUCGAGAUACAUGCAACUUUGUGUGAGCAGAGUCAUUACGAGCACGAUCAUGUUUCUUGUCGUAUCAGUUCAAGAAACCCUCGAGGGUGUGCUAUGGUAAAGAGAGGUUUACAAGGGAUGCUAGAUGAAAAUCUUAUUCAGAUUACCAGAGAUAGAGAUGAAUAUGAGUAUGGUGUGAAUGUCAUAGUCCCCCAUUUCAAUAUCCCUGAACCAGUUGUGAUUGCCUACAAUAGUCAAAAGCAUGUCAUUUCUCCUCUGGUUAUUCGCCUGGCGGGUCCUACACCCUAUGAAUCUGACAGAGUUGUUCCUUACAAAUACAAUACUACAAUGUUGGAAUAUGGAAAGGGAGUUCCCGUCCAUUUUCUUUCUUCUGUUGUGAAUAUUGAUGAUAAAUCUGAUCAUAAUGAAGUACUGAAGUUGAUUAAGAGAAGAGAAUAUAACUUGGUUGAUCAAUUAUUGCACACCUCGUCCAAAAUAUCUGUGUUAUCUUUGCUGAUGAAUUUAGAAGCCCACAGAGAGGCUUUGCAGAAGGUCUUGGAGCAAGCCUAUGUAGAUCAUGAUGUAAAUAUUGGUCAAUUCGAUGGCAUUGUAGCCAACAUUACUGCAUGUAACAACCUAAGCUUUAGUGAUGAAGAAUUUCUUGAGCAAGGGAGGAACCAUAAUUUGGAUUUGCAUAUUUCCAUGAAUUGCCAAGAAGAUGUUUUGUCCAAUGUGCUGGUUGACACCGGCUCUUCUCUGAAUGUUAUGCCAAAGUCUACUCUGUCCAAGCUCUCUUAUCAGGGUUCUCCGAUGAGGUAUAGUGGGGUUGUUAUGAAAGCCUUUGAUGGCUCGAGGAAAACUGUGAUUGGAGAAGUUAAUCUCCCGUUAAAGAUAAGUCCAUGCUCAUUUCACAUUACGUUUCAAGUGAUAGACAUUCAUCCCGCCUAUAGUUGUCUCCUAGGUCAUCCAUGGAUUCACGAAGCUGGGGCAGUGACGUCAACCCUCCAUCAGAAGUUAAAAUCUGUGAAAAACGGAAAGUUAGUGAUUGUGGGUGGAGAACAGGCCAUGUUGGUUAUAUCACAAUUCUUGGUUGGCUCAAGGAAAGGCAAUGAUAUGCAGUAG
Messenger RNA from Lathyrus oleraceus (garden pea), 1281 nucleotides. RefSeq lists its product as uncharacterized. Bases 1 to 1281 code for a protein of 426 amino acids. Lineage: Eukaryota; Viridiplantae; Streptophyta; Magnoliopsida; Fabales; Fabaceae. Gene Ontology annotation, molecular function: aspartic-type endopeptidase activity. Gene Ontology annotation, biological process: proteolysis. The record is from RefSeq and is a predicted model, not a curated record. The transcript has 3 exons.